Pollicipes pollicipes is the source of this 1679-nucleotide messenger RNA. Its product is annotated as membrane-bound O-acyltransferase domain-containing protein 2. The record is from RefSeq and is a predicted model, not a curated record. Gene Ontology annotation, biological process: lipid modification. The coding region runs from base 183 to 1679 and encodes 498 amino acids. Gene Ontology annotation, molecular function: acyltransferase activity. Gene Ontology annotation, cellular component: membrane. Lineage: Eukaryota; Metazoa; Arthropoda; Thecostraca; Pollicipedomorpha; Pollicipedidae. The transcript has 12 exons.
GGGCCGGCGGGAGAGGGCGUGGUGCGGGGCGCGCGAGCCGGGGUCUCGUGCGCGCCUCGCAGUUCAUGCGGCGUGCUGUGACGAUUGGGGCGGCUGUUUGGCGUAUGGCACUGGCGAUUUGGAGAGCGCCUGAUAUCGCCGCUGCUUAGGAACACAAAUAGGUCCGGCCUCACCUGACCGCCAUGGCGGACGCGGUGUACCCGGGCAGUCUGUUCUUUUCCGGACUGGCGGCGUGGGCCGGCAUGCCAGUGGAUCAGGUGAACUUCCUACUGGGCCAGCUGGCCGGCCUGCUGGCCGCCUGCCUGUUCCGUCUGAGGCUGCCGCCCGGCCGAGUGGGCGCCACGGCGCGCCACCUGGCGGCUGCCGGCAUCGGGCUGGCUGUGCUGCUCCUCUGCUACGGCCGGGACACCAAGCACGUGAUCGCGCAGGCGGCGCUCAACUACGGCGUCAUCCGCCUGGCCCCGGCCCACUCCGUCCACAGGUUGUGUUUGCUGGCGGCUAUGGCGUACCUCACUGUGAUCCACUACUGGCGGCUGGGCAGGCCGCAACAGUACAUAGACAUCUCAGGGCCUGUGAUGGUGCUGACCAUGAAGACAACCCUCCUGGCGUUCAACCUACACGACGCCAGCAGGGCCGCCUCGGGCGAUGUGGAGCUGAAGCCGAUGCUGCGAAGCAUAGCCGUCAGCAAAGCUCCGUCCCUGGUCGAGUUUGCGGGGUACGCGUUCAACUUCCAGACCGUACUCGUGGGACCAAUGAUAGACUUCUCUCACUACCGCCACUUCAUCGAGGUUGGACUCUCACCGACGCCGCUCUCAGACAAGGCUAGCUCGGACGACAACGACAACCUGGUGUCGCCGUCGCCUACGCCGGCCGUCCUGCGCAAGAUGGUGCUGGCCAUGAUCACCUCGGCCUGCGUGGUGUUCCUGGUGCCGCUGGUGCCGCACUCAUUCUUCAAAGAGGAGGCCUACCACGCCUGGUCGUGGCGCCGCCAGUGGGGCUACAUGUACCUGUCGGGCAUGAUGGCGCGCAUGAAGUACUACGCCGCCUGGACCCUGGCCGAGGCCGUCUGCAACGCCUCGGGGCUCGGCUACAGCGGCCGGCGUGACGACGGAAGCCAACGCUGGGGGGCCGCCGCCAACGUCAACGUCUGGAAGGUCGAGUUCGGCUCCAGCUUCCGGGAGGUGCUGGAGGGCUGGAACGUGGGCACGGGUCGGUGGCUGCGCCUGGUGGCCUACGAGCGAGCCAGCCGACACCGCACGGCCGCCGUCUACGCCCUGAGCGCUCUCUGGCACGGCCUCGACCCCUGCUACUACGCCACGUUUGCCGUCGGCGCCCUUUGCACACAGGCCGGACGUGAGGGCCGGCGCUGUCUGCGGCCGCGCUUCCAGCGCUGGAGGGCCGGCCGGCUGCUGUACCACCUGGCCGGCUGGGUGGCCACGCGCGCCUGCCCUCGCCUACCUCAGAUACCGUUCGUGUUGCUUGACAUGCGCACCUCGCUGCGCGUCUCUGCACCAAAGCGACGCUCGAAAAACGGCCGCGUAAACCGGGAGAACGGCCGCCUGGCCAGUGACGUCAUGGCCGCCGGCCUGCGCCACCGGACCUCGAACGGCACGGGUCCAGGACCGAUGGUGAGCGAGCUGGCGUUGGCGGGCGCCGGCGCCGGGCUCCGAGUGUCGUGA